Lactuca sativa (garden lettuce) is the source of this 850-nucleotide messenger RNA. Its product is annotated as SNARE-associated protein-like protein. The record is from RefSeq and is a predicted model, not a curated record. Lineage: Eukaryota; Viridiplantae; Streptophyta; Magnoliopsida; Asterales; Asteraceae. Gene Ontology annotation, cellular component: BORC complex; BLOC-1 complex; synaptic vesicle. Gene Ontology annotation, biological process: regulation of synaptic vesicle exocytosis; intracellular protein transport; lysosome localization. Gene Ontology annotation, molecular function: SNARE binding.
AUGUCCGACGAAGGGCGGCAGUACGAUUCCGGCGAAGAACAUACCGGUGAUGUCGUUAAGGGUAAGCCGAAUGAUAAGAACAUAGCAUCUGAUACUACCAAUGAGCUUCCGGAGGAGACGACCACCUCUGCCGCCGACGGCGGUGACAGUAAAAAUGAUAACAUCGCUUCCACGUCUUCUUCAUUGGGCAAGGGCUUAUCUUACACCAUAUCUACUAUAAUUAGGGAUUUCGAUAGUCAAGCUCAACAGACUUCUCGAAGUCAAGAUCAGCUAUCUUCCUCCAUCGAUCGACUCACCCGCGAAUUGGAUCAACUUCUAGCAGAUGCACCAUCACCUUUCAUUAUGCAGCAUGCUGCAAAAAUAUCUGGUGUUAAAAAACGAGUAUCAUCUCUAAAUUUAGUUUUGAAGUCCAUACAAAGGCGUGUUGACAAUAUUGAUCGAUUGCUCUCAUCUGGCUUGCCUAAAGAUGAAAUAGCUAGUGGAAGUGGAAAUGGAAGUCCUGCAGAACAUUGAUGGAGUUCCAUUUGUUUGAAAGUGAAAGAUGUAGAGGUAGUAAUUAGUAAAUACCUUAUCCUCUAUAUCUACUAUUCAUUUCUUACAUGGCUCAAAUGCAUGUUUGGGAGGUAGCACUGAUAUUUCUAUAAGAGCUAAAAGAAAUACCAAUGUACUUUCAUUUAUUUAUGUAUUAUAGCAUUCUAUUUUCAUUUUUUGGUAGACCAUUGAACUUUCGGUUUUUUCUUCUUACUAAAGCAUUGUACUUUCUAUAUCAUUGUACUUUCACUUUUUUUUUAUUAUGUGGACAUUAUACUUUGAAAAAUUUGUCGUUUAUAGCAGUGGAAGUUGUUUUGUA